Molecule: messenger RNA, 314 nt
Organism: Arabidopsis lyrata subsp. lyrata
Lineage: Eukaryota; Viridiplantae; Streptophyta; Magnoliopsida; Brassicales; Brassicaceae
Exons: 1
Coding region: 1-258 (85 amino acids)
Source: RefSeq, a predicted model, not a curated record
AUGGUAAAUGAGAAGUGUAAGAGAUUUGCAGAGAAUCCUAAUGCUCUGAGAGUGAACGUGAUGGCUAAUAUGGAGCUCCAUAACAAAAACAUUAAGCAGAUGGAGGAAGAGCUGAUUAAGAAGAUGGAAGGUGAACUCUUGACCAUGAAGGAGAAUGUGGAGGAGCUAGGACAUGUUAUGGCUAAGUCAGCUUUGAAGAUUGUAGGGAUUGCUGCUGUAAUUGUUACCUCAAUUGUAUGGCUUUGGGGAAGAGUGUAGGUGUUGAGGUUUUAGAGUAAAUCUAUUGUCAGUUUGUGUUUUGUUUUGUAAUGUGA